UUCAAACCAACAACGACUAAAAAAUGAUUCAAAUAAAACCCCGCCCAUAGCCGUUUUCAAACUUGUAAAAUCCCCAAUUUCUCUGAACCCAAUCAGAUCCAGCUUGAUUCCAAUGGAGAAGGUAUGUGUAGCAGUGAGAGUUAGACCUGCUCGGUGUAACGACGAGAACUUCAAUGGAACCUUCUGGAAGGUUGAAGACAAUCGCAUUUCCUUACACAAGUCUCUCGGCACUCCUAUUUCCGGUGUCUCCUAUACAUUUGAUCAUGUGUUCGAUCAGGAUUGUUCGAAUGCUAGGGUUUAUGACCUACUUACUAAGGAUGUUAUUCAUGCUGCUCUUGAAGGUUUCAAUGGAACUGCUUUUGCAUAUGGGCAGACCAGUAGUGGUAAAACUUUUACUAUGAACGGCACUCAGAAUGAUCCAGGAAUCAUCCAGCGUGCAGUCAAUGAGAUAUUUCAGAAAAUUGAGAUGACGACUAAUAGGGAGUUUCUGAUUCGAGUCUCUUAUAUGGAAAUCUACAAUGAAGACAUUAAUGAUCUUUUUGCUGUAGAGAACCAGAAACUGCAGAUUCAUGAAAGUUUGGAUCGUGGAGUUUUUGUUGCAGGACUGAGGGAGGAAAUCGUAAAUGAUGCUGAGCAAGUACUUGAGCUCAUUCAGCGAGGAGAAGUUAACAGGCAUUUUGGUGAAACUAACAUGAACGUUAGAAGCAGUAGAUCUCACACCAUCUUCAGGAUGGUAAUUGAAAGCAAAGGAAAGCAUAAUCCUGAUGAUGCUGUUCGUGUCUCUGUUUUGAAUUUAGUAGAUUUAGCUGGGUCUGAACGGAUAGCCAAAACUGGAGCUGGGGGAGUUCGUCUGAAGGAAGGAAAGCACAUUAACAAGAGUCUAAUGAUCCUUGGUAAUGUUAUCAAUAAACUAAGUGAAGGUGGAAAGCAAAGGGGACACAUUCCUUACCGUGACAGUAAACUCACUCGCAUUCUUCAACCUGCUCUGGGUGGCAAUGCUAAAACUUCAAUAAUUUGCACAGUAGCACCAGAAGAGGUUCACAUAGAGGAAUCAAAGGGCACACUCCAAUUUGCUAGCAGAGCUAAACGGAUCACCAACUGUGUUCAAGUGAAUGAGAUACUAAAUGAUGCAGCCUUAUUGAAGCGGCAAAAAAGGGAAAUAGAGGAACUACGCAUGAAACUUCAGGGAUCACAUUCCGAGGUGCUCGAGCAAGAGAUACUGAAACUUAGAAAUGAUCUACUGACGUACGAAUUAGAGCGAGAGAAGCUUGCCAUGGAGUUGGAGGAGGAGAGAAGAUCACAGAAAGAGCGAGAGCAAUGCAUUAUUGAACAACAGAAAAAAAUCCAUAAUCUCAGUAAUCUUGCAUCUGCCUCAGACUCUAAUGGGCAUGCUACACAGGAGGAAAGCGGUAGCAGUAACAAUUGCCAGGAAGAUUCUUUUAGUACGCCUUGUAUGAAGGCGGUUCCCAAUGCCUUUGUUGCUAAGAGAUCACAACGGACUCAACAGGCAGAAUACAGCCCUAUGCCAGAUGCCUUUAGCAAUUUUGCAGAUGAAGAUACAUGGAUGAAAAUGAAUAAAGGCUUUGUUGCUGAUCUUGAUUCACUUCACAUGACUCCUGCAGUGAAAAUUCAACCAUCUUUACCCGAUGAUGAAAAUGAAAAUUUCUACCAGGAUUUGUCAAUAGAGAAUUACAAACAAGAGGUACAGGAUCUCAGAAGGCGGCUGGAACUUGUUUCAGAGGAAAGAGAUGAACUUAAGAGACAACACACAGAACAAGUAUCAGUAAAUAAACAGCUCAUGAGUGAGGUAUCUGAACUCCAGCAAGAGGCACUCUUGAUCCGUGAGAUCCCUCAAAGAUUGUGUGAGUCUGUGACAACUUGUAAAGAUAUAUACAAGGAAGUCUUUUCAGUUAUACAGAAUUUUUUAGGUACGGACAAAUCUGGAGUGGCCAAAUUGCUCUCUACAACAAGUGAGAUUGGUACUUGUCUUUUUGCAACUUUGGAAUCUCACUUCUCGGAAGCUAUGGGCAGUGAUAAGUCCUCUACUGGAAAUAAUUCUUCAAUUGAAGCGCAACAUAUCAAGGUUUAUGAUAAGUUGAAUAGAACAAUUUCAUCACUUGUACUAUCAGAGGAUGAAAUCUCAGGAAAUCCACCACUCAGCUCCCAAAAUAAGGACUGCACUAUGCGUGGAGAGAUUGCUUGUUGGAAGAAGAAACUGGAUGAAGAUAUCAAAACAAUCCAGGAAAAGUAUCAGAAAUUGGAAAAGGAGUUGGAUGCCAAUAAUCAGCUUCUUGCUGCUUCCAGAGAUAGAUAUAAUAGCUUAGAAAGAGAGUUUCAUCUCUUGAAAGAAGAGAGGAAUGUGUUGAUGCAAAAUGUUUCCUCUUCAAGUGAGAAGCUCGAACUGGUUACUAACCAAAACGAAAAGGCAUUCGAAGAUUUGAAUGCCGAAGUUAAGAGGAGGAAAGACCUUGAAGAAGAGAUUAAACAGUUUAGUGCUGCUUUUGCAUUUCGACAGAGAUCCCUGAUCUCUCUUCGUAGUGACUUCGAAUCUGUUAUUGACAAUUUUAAGGCACAGAAGCUUAUUUCAGUAUCCAGAUCUCCUGGAUUGUGAGUUGAAUUUCUCCAAACUCAUGCACAAUUUGUUAUGUAUUCAAAUAACCUAAAAACUGUUCAGGAGCACGUAUUGAAUAACCUAUCUGUAUGACUU
Messenger RNA from Lycium ferocissimum, 2707 nucleotides. RefSeq names its product kinesin-like protein KIN-7N. Bases 113 to 2611 code for a protein of 832 amino acids. The record is from RefSeq and is a predicted model, not a curated record. The transcript is spliced from 18 exons. Gene Ontology annotation, biological process: microtubule-based movement. Gene Ontology annotation, molecular function: ATP binding; microtubule binding; microtubule motor activity. Lineage: Eukaryota; Viridiplantae; Streptophyta; Magnoliopsida; Solanales; Solanaceae.